This is a messenger RNA of Vitrella brassicaformis, 2032 nucleotides long. The record is from the annotation of a GenBank genome assembly. NCBI's taxonomy places the organism in Eukaryota, Vitrellaceae.
UCGGCAGGGCAGCUGGGGCGAUCAAUGACAAGGCGUGAAGAUGUGAAUCCACACACAUGCACGUAUGGCGACUGCACGCCCGAGUCACUCGUCAAUCAACAUGUACCCACACACACCAGGCCAUGCAAGUAGCUGGCCACACACACACAUACACACACACCUCUCACAGUGGACAGACGCCUCACGAAGAAAUAGAUCAUCCGGAUGUCUGCCGGCUCCCCUCAACAUGCAUAUAUCCCUCCCCUCCCCCCAACACACACAUACAACACAUGACAGACAGGACACCGUUGACGGCAAAGGAGCCAGCCCUUACAACAGGAACAACACCACACAAUGCACAUCGCGCGUAUUGCUUUGAUUGGUCGUAAUAAAACCGACAACCGACACACGCAUCACUUGAGCCACUUAUGUUGACUCAGUCAUACCAGCCCACCACACAAACACGCACACACACACACACACACACAGAGAGAGAGAGAGAGAGUGACGUCCUCGAGAUUACACCACACCACAAAAGACAGAACCGCCACAACGGAGAAAUGUACCCUUACAGACCGCCACACACAGCCACACACAGACAGUUUGGCACACAUGCACCACGCACCCCUGCCAGCCAGACUAUCAGCUGCACAUUAAUCCAAACAUACAUACCUACAUUACGCCAACGAAUUAGGCCGCCUCUUCUGCCAAAGCCACUCACUGGAUCGGUGUUCAGCAACCGAUUAGGAAGACGCCGUGGUGUCCGAUCCGCCACUAGUCGCUGCCUCCUGGUCGGUCGUCAUCGGCUCCAUCUGCACCACAGUCACUGCGGUGAGCGCUGAGGGUGCGAUAGGCGUCGUCACGCUGACGGCGGUUGGCGGCUUGGUCUUGGGGGCGAGGGCGGCCACAGCCUUCUGGAAGCGGAUCGUCAUGGCGUCGCUCUUGCCGGUAUUGGCCGUAUAGCUGCAGAAGCCAAUGGAGAAAAACCCGGAUGCCAAUCAAGUACACCGUGCAGUUCAUCCCUUAUGUGUGUGUGCGUGUGUACCAGCCGUCGAUGGACUGCCAGCUGUCCUGGUCGAAGCGGCCGGUGACGUCCACGCGGAGGUACAGCUUGCCGGUGAUGGCCUUCUCACCCCACGACAGCUCCCCGGUCGUCGCAUUGUAAAACCCCGCCACCCUGAAGUCUCCGUCUUUGUCGCUUCCCUUCCCCCUGACGCGGCCGUCGUACUCGAAUGUGAGCAUGUAUUUGGUCGUCCAGCUCUCGCCGUUCUCCUCGAAGGUGCCGACCCACUGGCCGGACUGAGGGGGCGUGGCGGUCGGUGUGGGAUUGAUGCGCUCCUCCCGGCUCUUGGCGAGACGAUGAUAGGGGACGCACCUCUUGGCAUAAUGGAAGAUGAGAUAGACCACGCCACUGACCGGGAGGCAGAUCAUGAAAACAAUGAACCAAGUAGGAUGUUCACCACCACCACCUCCUCCGCCAACAAACCCUCCUCCACCACCACCUCCACCUCCGCCACCGCCGCCUCCCUUCAAUCUGCGGCCCUCAGCGUCGACGAGAGUGGGGAUGGAGAGCACCGCAGCGGCCAGAAGAAGCACCGACACCGAAGGACGGCGGCAAACGAAGACGGGCGCCAUUUCUUCAGCUUCAGAGAAAUGCCUCUCAGAGAUGAGGGACGCAGAUUAGGAGCUUGUUGAUAUAUUUGAUGUGGCAGCAGCUCCGAGACAGCUGGGGCUUGUGAGACGAGAGGAGAGGAGCGCUGUCUGCCAAGAAAGAAGAGAGGAUGGCGGAGAGAGAAAAGAAAAACCGGCAGAUCCAGGCGACUGGCUGCUGCUGCUGCUUCUCACUUCUCUCUUACCACGUGGGGCUGCGUAUCCCCCUCCGUAUCGCCGCCAUCCGGUCGCCAUCUCUUAGCUCGCAGAUCUUUCCCUUCCUUCGCACUCCCUCUGUGUGGCGAUGUGAUGGCUGCAUAUGCAUGUGGAUCCGAUAGAUCUGCCCAUUUUCUUGUUUCAAUUCGUCAUUUCUCGUUCCUUGUCCUUAAUUGUCGCAGGCACC